This is a messenger RNA of Lethenteron reissneri (Far Eastern brook lamprey), 2576 nucleotides long. RefSeq names its product clathrin heavy chain linker domain containing 1 (gene CLHC1). The record is from RefSeq and is a predicted model, not a curated record. NCBI's taxonomy places the organism in Eukaryota, Metazoa, Chordata, Hyperoartia, Petromyzontiformes, Petromyzontidae.
CUGUUCCCUAGGCGACUACGCUGGCGACGAGUCAGGGAUUUCUCUCCCGGUCAGUCCGAUCUCUCAGAGUAAAAUAAAGAAUUUUGGAUGUUCUUCAUAGGUAGUGCAUCUUUUAAAGAGGAUCAUUUCGCGCCUAUCGCCCAGGACUUCACGUGGCUACAAAUACAUCCUCCGUCAUCCAGCACCUAAUGUAGCAAGCUCCAGGACGUCCAGCAGCUCCUCAAAACCUCUUGGACUUUUUGAGUACCACUCGAAAUACCUACUAAGUGCAUUCAGUUGACGCAGAGCAGAGGCGGCGCCAUCAUGUCUGAGGCGACGGAGUUGGAGUGGGACGGCGCGUUCGUGCGGAGGCUGCGCGAGGAGAUAUCGGCCGAACUGCAGACGCUGGGCAAGACUGGGGCUGUGCCGGGUCCUGGGCGUCUGGCCGUGUACGCAGGGGCCCUGAGCAAGGUGCUGGAGAGGACCAGCGAUUACAGGGAGGUGCUGAUGGCCACCAUGUCCGAGUACGAGGCUCUCUUCGAGGUUCUGCGUGCCGGGCAACAAGAGGCUCGCUCACUGCAGUCCACUCUGAGGGCCCGAGCAGGACAGUCUGUUGCCCUGGCCUACUACAGACGGCGUUCAGCCGAGCUACAGGAGAGGAUUGCCCUUAUAGAAGAGAACAAUGCCAAACUGGAGGCUCAACUGUACCAUCGAAAGUCACCAACUACAUCUGUAUUGGAUCAGCCCAUUCCAGAUGCAGCAGAUACACAUGUCAUGCCACCACUCAAACCAAUACACGGUCUCUCUCUGCAUGAGGCCACAGACCCGGAGUUCCUGACAGAGCGGCUGUAUCAGCUGCGUGCUCGUGAGGCUGAGCUGUGUGUGGCAAACCGGGAGCGCUUUGUGCCGAUGCAGCUCCUCCGUGACCUACGGCAGCAGCUGCAGCAGGAAAUGAGCACACGUAGCCAGCUGCUUGCUGAAAACAUAUCCAGCCAGCGCAGGUACAGGAGGCUGAAGGCCUCGCGUGGGGCGGCGAGGAUGUGGCGGCUGCACGACCGUUGCAGUGGCUCCCUGCUCGAGGUCAUGGUACAGGGGGUGUGGGAGAAUGAGCAUCACCAGGAUGACCCGGAGCAAGCAGAGAUGGAGAUGGUCGGUGGCUCUGGGGACGAUGAGCCUGGCAAGGGAUCGGAGGGGGCACAAGUUCUUUCCUACAUAGACAGGUUUAAUGAGUUGCUUCAAGAUGGGCACUACGAACAAGCGGCACAGCAUGCGGCCAGCAGCCCCCACGGAAUCCUGCGAAAGGAGCACACCGCUCACUGCUUCUCUACGCUCCAUCGGCAGCACGGAGAGCCACUGCCCCUGCUGCUCUGGUUCCAGACACUGAUAGGUUCUGCGACGGCCGCUCGGCGCCUGCCCGAUGCUCGCACAAGUCUGGAGGCCACCUGCUGUUCGCUGCAGGAGCACAGGCUGGACCUGCUCAUGCACUGGGUGACACAUUGCCGGCUAACAUUCUCCGAAGCACUAGGAGAUGUGAUUUGCCGGUAUGGUGAGACGGAGCCAACGACUGCCCCUCUGUGUUUGGUGCUGGCACACGCCGUGUUUGCCGGGUCUGGUGCCCACGGGAAGGCAGCCGAGGCCCUGUGCUGCCAAGGCCGAGUGCAGGGAGCUCUUGCCUAUGUCCACACCUGUGACUCUUUCAGCAUGGAGGACUGCAUAUACCUGGUUCUCCGCUGUGCCAGCAUGGAGCUAGUCCGGGGUCUCACUCAGGGCUGGCGGGGACGGCUCCCCAUGCUAUCCCUGGGACUGGUAGCCUCAGUCCUGGUGUCUGCCCAGCGGACUUGCUACGCCAUGCAGCUCCUGCGUGCCAUCUACAGCUGCGGGCCAGACUGUCUCCGAGAAGUCAUCGAGCACGACGCCGUGUGCCCCUCUUCCGGCUGGCGGGGCCUUGCAGAGGAGUGCGAGAGCCACAGCUGCUCUGACCUGGCGACCGCCAUUGUCGCUGCCGUGGCCCCCGUGCCGCUGAGGAGGCUGGACCAUGAUGAGGGCUGGGCCGAGACUGCAGGGGAUGCCCAGCUCCCUAAAGAGCGAAACAACAGCGAGGGACGCUCGCUCAUGGAGCACGUGUUUUACUGAGUGACUGUCACCCAGCAUAAGCCCCCGAAUAAAUAAAAAUGUUGACACUGGCAGUAGGAUUGCCACUUGUCUGGUUCUGACUCAAGACAGUCAAGGUGGCGAGAAUGAAUAUGUACCGAGAUCUGGUGGAAUUCUGUUGAAGUUUAUUACUAUUUACUGCACAGUCUUGAUACACCUAAGGUCCUAGGCUGACUGAGAAAUAUGCCUGUCUGGGUUUGGUCUGUAGAAAAGGUGGCAAUCCUUUCUGGUUGUGGUUUUUUCAGGCACCACAGUGCAUUGGGCAUGGUGGCGGUGGUAAGACGCGCCUGUGAUCCAACAGAGUGGUAGCGAGGUUCGUGGGUUGUAUGUAUGUUGAACUUCUAUUUCACCAUAUGUUGCCAACCGUGCUAAUCGGAGGUACAUUAAGACAUCUGCGUGUUAUAAAUUAUAGGUUGAAUGGUCUAUAGAAGGUAGAACAGCAAGUG